AGAUGUUAUUGCAAUCUUUCAAUUUGAUGCCACCUAUGAUCCAUUUGAAGAAAGAACCUCCUUUUUCUUGUUGCAGCAAAUGGCCGGACUGUAACGCUCUUUCUAUUAUAUCACCCAAAACCCUAGUUGAAUCAAUCAACAUUCUUUCACAGCAGCUUCAGGCAAAACCAGGGAAGAUAUGUCUGAUGAAGAAGAGUUACCGGACCAUCUCCGCUGUAAAAGAUCCGAUGGUAAGCAAUGGCGGUGUCGCCGUCGAGCAAUGGAAGGAAAGAAGUCUUGUCGGCUCCACAGUCUCCAACUCCGACUCAGACAGCACAAAGAGAAAGUCCCCGAAUCUCUGAAAAUCAAGAGAAGUGCGAGAAACAAAGUCAGAAAUCAAGAACUGAACCCAGAAAUCAAGGCCAUAACAAAGGACGACAGGGGCACUACUUCUAGACCCGCUAAGAGAAACCGGAAUGUAGAUGUUUCCGAGGCAUUGGACGGAGCUUUGAGGAAGAUGAAGUUGAAGAGAGGGGAUUUACAGUUAGAGCUGAUCAGAGAGUUCUUGAAGAGUAAAGUGGAGAAGAAGAAAGAUGGAAAGAGAAACAUGGAGUCCGGGGAGAAGAUAGAAUUGCCUAACGGACUCAUGGCUAUUUCCCCACCUCCUUCCCCAAAUCAUUUCAACAAUGCCAGUGAACCCUGCAAUGUGAAAUUAGGGUUUGAAUCUGGUCUUCCUCUUCGGAGGUGCUUCCGAUCCAAGAACAUCGAGCCCCUCCCAAUUGGUUCAAUGCAGAUUCUUCCAUAUCCUAAGAAUGGAGAAAAACUGAGUAAAGUGAAGAGGAAGAAAUGCCAUUGGUGUAGAAAAAGUAAUUACAGGACACUGAUCAGAUGUUGCACCUGCAAAAAAGAACACUACUGCACAGAUUGCAUAGAUCAAAGGCCUUCUUUACUCGAGGAACAAGUUAAAAAGGAAUGUCCAGUUUGUCUAAGAACAUGCCCAUGUAGAGUCUGCUUGAGAAACCGAUCAAAAGAUGUAGUAGUGAAGGAUAAUUCAAGUACCGGAAAGAAGAAGAGUAAGAAAAUUAAACUUCUCUACUUCCUGCGCAUGCUUCUUCCUGUACUGGAACAAAUAAACCGGGAUCAGAUGCUCGAGCUGGAGGUAGAAGCCAAAAUAAAAGGUGUAGUAUGCUCUCAACUUCAAAUUCACCAGACUAAAGCUGGAUGCAGCGAACUAUAUAACUGCAACUAUUGUAAAGCUUCAAUAUUGGAUAUCCAUAGAAGCUGCAGGAAAUGCUCAUAUAAAAUUUGCUUGAGUUGUUGUUCAAAGUUCUACGAAAAUUCUCCUAAGAGAAGCAAGGCAGGUAGUUAUUGUACUCAGAAGUUUCGCUCUAAACGCGUUAAUUAUCCUGAACUGUUGCCAAGAUGGAAGCCUCUAAAUGAUGACGGUAGUUUAAUCUGCCCACCUGCUACUUUUGACGGUUGUGGUGAUGGACUUCUUGAUCUACAAAGUAUAUUCCCACCAAAUUGGACCAAUGAACUGCAUGAAAAUGGAGAAAACGUAAUUAGUAGCUACGAUGAUCUUCUGCAAACAGUAGAUGUUGAUUCUUUGAGAAGGAAAGUUGGUGGAAUGAGAGCGGCUAGAAGAGAAAACUCGGGCGAUGAUUUUUUGUACCAUCCGAUUAUGAAUGAGCCUUGUGGAGAAGUUUUUCUUAGCCAGUUCCAGAAGCACUGGGAAAAAGGUCAGCCUGUUAUAGUUCAAAGAGUGUUCAACAGUUCAGUUGAAAGGAAUUGGGACCCUCUGUUUAUGUUCUGCUCAUACUUGAAGAAAAGAAUUCAUGAUAGAGCAUCAUUAAUGGAAACAAUGGCUAGGGACUGUUUGGAUUGGUUUGAGGUAGAAAUUUGUAGUAAGAAUAUCAUCAUGGGAUCGACUUUGGAGGCUCAGUCAUACGCAAAUUUGAAGUGCGAGAUGCUGAAGCUUAAAUUCCAAGUCUCUUCUCAAAUGUUUCAAGAGCACUUUCCAGACCACUUUGAUUAUAUUAUCGAUGCUUUACCAUUCCAAGAAUAUAUGAAUCCAGCAUCUGGCAUUCUCAAUGUGGCUGCAAACCUGCCCGAUCACAUGGAAAAGCCCGAGAAUUUGGGUCCUUAUCUGCACAUAUCAUUUGGCGGGCCAGAUGAUCUUAUGCAUCCAGAUUUCGUUGCGAAAUUAUGUUACGACUCUCAUGAUAUGGUUAAUAUUCUGGUGCAAACUACAAAUAUUCCUAUUACGUCGGAACAGAUAACUGAAGUAAAAGAUUUAAUGAAGAAAUACAACUCCCAUCAUCAAAAAGCAGUUAACGAUGAAAUGGAAGAAAAAUCAUCUGUACUCAGUGAUGAAGAUACUGAAGAAUCAGGUUUUGAUGCGAUUAGAAAUGAUACAUCGCAUAAUAAACCUAUUAGAUCUAAGAAGAAGCCUUGUAUAAGGGGUCGUGAUUCUGGUACAUACGAGGAAGAACUAAAGACCGAUACUUGUGGUGCAGAGUGGGACAUUUUUCGUCGACAGGAUGUUCCAAAGCUUUUGAGAUACCUUAAAAAACAUUCCAAGGAAUUUGGGUAUCCUUAUUGUGUUCCAGAUAAUAAUAAUAAUGUUAUCCAUCCAAUUUAUGAUGAGAGCUUUUAUCUGGACACAAUUCAUAAAACAAGGCUUAAGGAGGAGUUCAACAUUGAACCUUGGACAUUUGAACAGCAUCCUGGAGAGGCAGUCAUUGUUCCUGCUGGUUGUCCUUAUCAGUUCAGAAAACUAAAGUCCUGUGUAAGCGUGGUAUUGAAUUUUGUGUCGCCCGAGAAUACUGGCAAGUGCAUUAAUUUGAUUGAUGAAAUUCGUUUGCUCCCUGUACAACAUAAAGCGAGAAAAAAGACACUUGAGGUGAAGAAAAUGACUCUCUAUGGUGUUUCCUCAGCAAUCAAGGAGAUAGAUUAAAGGUCUUUUUCUUUGCUGUUAAUUUGUUUCUGUAGCACUUCCCUUCAGGAGGGAUUGCAAUUAUAAAAGAGAGGGGUCUUACUUCAAUUUUAAAGCUAUUCACAUUGUAAAUAAAUAGCUUUGGAAGAAACACAGAAAACAGGAUCUUUGGGGGAUAUACAGCAAUAAGUAAUCGGAUCUGCUGCUUUAUUAUAUGCUAUGUUCCUUUGAAUUUGGAGUUGUCAAGUC
Impatiens glandulifera is the source of this 3163-nucleotide messenger RNA. Its product is annotated as lysine-specific demethylase JMJ25-like. Gene Ontology annotation, cellular component: histone deacetylase complex; chromatin. Gene Ontology annotation, biological process: regulation of transcription by RNA polymerase II. Lineage: Eukaryota; Viridiplantae; Streptophyta; Magnoliopsida; Ericales; Balsaminaceae. Bases 179 to 2935 code for a protein of 918 amino acids. Gene Ontology annotation, molecular function: transcription coregulator activity; histone H3K9 demethylase activity; chromatin DNA binding. The transcript has 9 exons. The record is from RefSeq and is a predicted model, not a curated record.